This is a messenger RNA of Cynoglossus semilaevis (tongue sole), 7767 nucleotides long. It is a transcript of the gene ptpn20, whose product is annotated as protein tyrosine phosphatase non-receptor type 20. Gene Ontology annotation, molecular function: protein tyrosine phosphatase activity; protein binding. The transcript has 47 exons. NCBI's taxonomy places the organism in Eukaryota, Metazoa, Chordata, Actinopteri, Pleuronectiformes, Cynoglossidae. Gene Ontology annotation, cellular component: cytoskeleton. Bases 608 to 7735 code for a protein of 2375 amino acids. The record is from RefSeq and is a predicted model, not a curated record. Gene Ontology annotation, biological process: protein dephosphorylation.
AGCAGCAGCACCGACUCCCGCAGCAGGACGAGGCUACUACAGUUUCUUACCCCGUGUUCCAAGAGAGUCCGCAGUGUUAUAAUCAUUGUGGGGGAGCAGCCCUACUGCAGCAGCAGCAUCAGCAUCAGCAUCAGCAGGCUCCUACAGUCCACUGGUGUGGCCGCGGUCCUUCGUCCUUCCCGGGCUGGUCUGUAGCACACCUCACCGCUGAGGAUGCACCGCACCUUCGGGCGUCAGACGGAUUAGUUUAAAUCGGUGUAGCUGAUCUCACACCACCCGCUAUUGGUGGCUCUGACUUGUCGGUGUCAAAGCGCCAGGCCAAUAAUCCAAUUAAGCGUUUAGAGGCAAAAGACUAAGAAUAGCGGCAGUUACAGUAGAAAAGUUUCACAUCUCCAGCCCGGUGGUGGUGGAGGUAAUAGAGUAGAUGAAUGGAGCACCAUGCACGGAGGAUGUCCCUGAUGGAGCAGAGCUGCCUUCACUGAGAGGACGUCAAAACUGCGAUGCCAUGAUCUUAAGGAUUAUUUUGGAUCCGUGGUGGGAGCGUUGAAGAUAACAGAGGAUCAGACGGCUCACACUCAAUACAUGUGUUACCAGGAAUGUGUGCAGGAUGAGCAGCACAUUCGUUACAUUAGCUGAAGUACUGGAGGCUCGAGGGGGCCCUCUGCUGGAGGAGGAGGUCUGGUCCCUGCUGCUGGGCACUGCAGAGUCUUUAUUGGAUGCUUCUUACAAAGGUCACAACAACAUGUACAACAUCAUUAGCCCCACCUCCGUGCUGCUCUCAGCCACCGGUACCUUAGCCUUUAAGAACUGUGGCCUAUCAGAUGAGGUGUCCACCUUCACCCCUCCAGAACUGCUGCAGGGCCGAGCCAGCUCCACCAAACCUGCCAUAGAGAGGAUGCUGGUGUACUCACUGGGUAUGACUCUUUACUGGUCAGUUGAUUUUCACCUACCUCAAAAUCAGCCUGUCCAGUUGAGUGACCAUCUAAACAGCCUACUCCUCAGCAUGUGUGAGGACCUGGCCCAGCGCAGGAUAACGCUCACCUCCAUCCUGGAGGCCUGCGAAUCACACCACAAGGCCUCCAUCCUGCCACCGACUGCCAAAGUCAUCAGACAGCUGGUGGAGGAGGUUUUCCACGAACCAACGGACCAGGGCACUUUGCCAGACAGUAACAUCCCUUUGAGUGGCAGAAGCCAGAUGAUCAGAGAGAAACUUCACGGAAAGAAGGGGCAAUUUUCAGACUUCAGCGACGGCAGCGCUGAGGGGAGAAGAUACUCCACCGACUCUGACUCCAAGUCAGGGAGUUUACGUCAAAGACGUUGGAGACAAAGACCGAGGAGCACUCCUGCACUGCUGCACCACUCCUCUCUGGACAGACUCCCUCGUGCUGUUCGCCACAGGGACAGUAACAGCAGCUGGGUUGGUAGAAGCACCCAUCAUGGCUCCUCUCCUAAACUAUCAGGCAGAUCUCAAAGCCCCUCCAUCACCAUGAGUGACUCCUCACUUAGUCUGAGUCACAAGAAAGCCAAGGCUCUGGGUCCUGAGUUCAUCAGAAUGUCGGAUGAACAACAAACUCUUCUCGAGCUUCCAGGAUCUAUUGUGUCCAGAAAGGGCCGUUCAUGUUCAUCUCAGAGAGAAGUGACUGUGGUGAUGCCCAAUGGACAGUACGUGAUGGUUCGCUGUGACAUUAAGUCCAAAGCAAGAGAUGUGUUUGACAUGGUGGUGGCUCAUGCAAACUUGGUGGAACACUUCUACUUUGGCCUUGCUUUCCUAGAUGACGAUGAAUACUUCUUCCUCGACCCGGAGUCAAAAGUCAGCAAGGCUGCGCCUGACAGUUGGAAAAAAGGACAGAUUACUUCAUUUUUGGUCUUCCUGCGAGUGAAGUUUUUUGUUGAUGAUGUUUCCCUAAUUUUGCACAAACUGACGCGACACCAGUACUACUUGCAGCUGCGUAAGGAUAUCUUGGAGGACAGACUCUACUGUAAUGAGGAGACUGGCUUAUAUCUCGCUGCCCUUGCUCUGCAGGCUGAAUUUGGAGAUUAUAUGCCAGAGCUGUAUGGUAAACAUUACUACCAGCCAGAACAUUAUGUGUCCCAGAGGAUGUUGGAGAAACUGGCUCUGCCCAACAUCAGAGAAGAGUUGCCCAGAAUACACGCCAACCAUGUGCAGAUGCAGGCUGAAGACGCAGAAACAGAAUAUCUAAAGAUUGCCCAGCAGUUACCUGAAUAUGGAGUUAUGUUUUACCGUGUUGGAAGAGAGAAAAGGCCGGUGGGCGGAGAGCUGGUGCUGGGAAUCUGUGUAAAUGGAAUCAAUGUGUACGAAAUGAAGAACCACAUCCGGACUGUCACCAGACGAUUCCUCUGGAGGGAAACGGACUCCAUCUCCACAGGGCGACAUAAACUGAUCAUCGAGUGUGGAGGGCCCAGUGGGAAGAAGCACAGUUUUAUAACAGAAAGCACAAAAAUAGCUCAGUACCUUCUCAACCUUUGUUCAGCUCAGCACAAGUUUCACAGUGAGAUGUCGUCACGGCAACUCAACCAUACCAUAAUACCAGAUGAAAAUAUGAAAUACAUGUCUGUUUACCGCGCUCGGAACAUGAACCUGAAGCGAAUUUCCUGCUCGGAGAGCAUGUUGAACCACGUGGGUGUGACGCCGGGUCAACCAGAAUCUCUGUCCAAGUCCUGCGAUGACCUGACCGCUAAGAUGGAGGCUCGACUCCGUCUGCAGUGUGAGAUGAGGAAGGAGAUGAGCAGGAUAUUAAACAACGACCCCCCGGAUAAAGACCCUGACGAUCAUUGGAGCGCUCCAAACUGUAUUCCCAGAAUGCUGUCCAGUCUCUCUCUACAGAAGCAGGAAUACGAGUCCUCGUCUUCCAUACGAGUUGACACACCAACAAGAUCUCCACCAGAGAGAGAAAUUAUCUGUGUGACCCUGAAGAAGGAUCCCAAACUGGGCUUUGGCUUUGUGAUUGUAGGGGAGGACAACACAGGUAAACUCGACCUUGGGAUUUUCGUUGCCUCCAUUGUUCCUGAUGGACCUGCAGGCAGAGAUGGAAGAAUAAAACCUGGUGGACGUCUCAUUUCCCUGAACAAAACUAGCCUGGAGGGCGUGACUUUCAGCGACGCUGCUGCCGUCUUACAGAGCAGCCCUGACGAAGUGGAGCUCAUUGUGUCACAGCCUAAACAGUCUCUGAAAGAUCUGAAAAGUUCCUUGAGUCAGAGUAGCGUGGGUCUGUCCCUGGACCGCAGCUUCGGGUCACAGACCACGCUGAGUGGCACUGAGUUCCGCCCCCCUGUGGAGGAACUGGAGGAGGCCAUGGCGCUGUCCAACAUGGCGACGCCAAAGCAUAACAAGAAGCUUCACAUUCCUGUUGUUAGAAUACACGAUCCCCAGGAUACAUGUUCCAGGUCUCCGUCUGCCUUAAGUUUUAAAGCUGCUGAGCGUUUUAUAGUUGAGCUGAAGAAAAUCAAUGGCAGUCUUGGCAUCAGUGUUGCUGGAGGAAUGAACACUAACGUGCGAUACGGAGGCAUUUACAUCAAGACAUUGGUGCCAGGGGGCGCUGCAGACCAGGAUGGCCGCAUUCAGAUCGGUGACAGACUGCUAGAGGUUGAUGGUUCCAACCUGAGGGCAGUGACUCACCAACAAGCUAUCGAGUGCCUGAAGAGGACUGGGGAGGUGGUGAGUCUACUGUUGGAGCGAGAGCCCACGGUCAUCCUGGAGUCCAGAUCUGACUCCCCCUGCCCCCAAUUAUCCCACAGCCCGUCACACACACAGCCCCCCAGGACCGAGGCCUCUGUGGAAACGACCUUGCCUGCGAGAGCCAAGGACUACAGCUUUGUGACCGAGGAGAACACACAUGAAGUUGUGCUCAAGAAGACGUUGUCCGGCCUUGGCUUCAGCUUUUACAUCUCACAGCUGCGUUCUGGACCAGAUCAAGGAUCUGUGGUCCGCAUCAAGCGUCUGUUCCCAGGACAGCCGGCAUUAGACAGUGGCCAACUGAGGGAGGGUGACGUCAUUCUGACUGUCAACAGAGAGCCUGUAAGGGAUCUGUCCUACCAGAGAGUCUUGUUCCUCUUACGUGGAGCUCCAUCUGAAAUUCACCUGCUGGUUUGCCGUCCAGCCCCUGGAACACUUUGUGAUGGAGAUGACAACACACUGAGUCCUGCUCCCACCCGGGAGUUUCGAUCCAGAUCUUUGACCUCGGACAUCCAUUUCAAAGAAGACUACAGCCAGCUCCUCAAGGGUCAGUACGACGUCAACAACCGGGCUCUGAGCCGAGUCCUCAACCAGGAGCAGGAUUUGACCAACAGAGGAGAGAGAAACCAUGAAUUUCGUGUCACUCCGACAGAGAGCCAAAAGAUACUGAAGAGCGAAGUGCACGUCCACCAGAGCUUCCCGUCCCCACCACGCUCACCGCCCUCACCCACGUCACCCACGACACCUCCAUCCCCGGUCUCACCAGUGUCACCCACCUCGCCCACCUCACAUACCUCGGGCUCUCCCCCAGCUCAGACUGAGUCAGGAUCCAGCCAAAGGAAUCCAGAGGAACACGAGGAGGUUGGAGCCCAGAGACCAGAUGAGGUGGCUGCAACGACAUCAGGUUCGACUGUGAUGCUCCUGGAUGUUGGCCCUAAGACUGCAACCAACUCCAUAUAUGCCAGUGGAGUCAGGGAGGACGCAGAUGGAAGUGUGACCUACUGCCUCAUGGGAAAUGGACUAACCAUCAUGGCAGACGAAGAGUACCUGACCAUCAGCUCCACACUGGAGCCCCCUCACAGCUUUCCCUCCAGUCUGACCACAAAUUCUCCAUCAAUCAAGCCCACAUUUCCCAGCUCUCAAACCUCCAUCAGCUCCUCUACUUUCAGCUCCCAGAAUCCAAACCACGUCCCUCUUACCACCGUCUCGCCGCUCACCCUCAUGUCCAACACGCCGACCACUUGUUUCCCUGCCCCUCCUUCUCAGCCGCUCACCACUCAGCCGUCCAAGGCCAAGCACCACCCGAUCCAGCAGGGCUUCUUUCCGAAUCUCUACAAAGCCUUUUCUGAAAACAGUCGACCUGCUGUGCCGCCACCUCCUCCUCCUCUUCCUCAGCUUCCUGCUCCACCACAGACCCCGAUCACAGCCCAGGUCAUCUCCUCUGUGCCUCCUAGUGUCAGUCCUCCUGCCCGGGGGCCAGUGACAACCUUUGUGCUGCCCUCUUCUGGACAGAGUCGCUCACAGUCGAGGGAAGAGCAUGUGGCAAACGAUAUGGAACGCAGGAAAGAUAGCGAGGAAGAGGAAGAGGAAGCCAGUCGAAGAAAGGGAUUUGUCAAAGAGUUUGAACUGCAGGUGUAUCUGACUAAAUCCAGAAGUGGAAGCUUUGGAUUCACCAUCGCCCGCAGCAAAUUGGACAACUGCUACUACAUACAGGAAAUACUGGACAACCCAGCCAAGGCAGAUGGAAGACUUAGAGCAGGAGACAGGCUCAUUAUUGUAAAUGGACAUAACGUGACCACUGUCGCGGAUGAUGUUGCCAUGACGAUUCUCAGGGCAUCUCAGAGAAAACUCAGCAUGACCCUGGGGAGGGCAGUUACUAACUUGGUGGCCCCACCACCCUGUGACAGCCUGCCGGAGGUCGUCCUGCACAAGACGUCCUCAGGACAGCUGGGUAUAAAACUGACCGGAGGGAUCGGCAGCAAAUGGCAGGGCAUCUACUGUCUGGAGGUGGUUCCAGGAUCUCCAGCCAGUGAGGAGGGAACUGUCAAACCCAAUGACAAGAUCCUGUACAUUAGUGGCCGCUGCACGCUGGGUAUGACGCUGGAGGACGCCGUCAAAGCCUGUGAGGUCGCCCCUCGUAAAGUCAAACUCAAGAUAAUAAGAGAGGACCACCCCGUACCCCCAAAGGCCAAGUGGAACGGCUUUUUUGAUUGGAAGAAGGACAGGAGGUCCUACGCUCACUUUGACGAUAGUAUUUCUCCAGAAAAGGACUCUCCUCCUGAAGAGGAUGAUUUGUUGGCCAUGACCAUUAAUGGCUUCCGCUGCCUCUCCGUCAGUCAGGAACACGAUAGUUGCAUCAUGCAAGUGGAGUUCAAAAAAACAGAAGGUGGCGGCCUCGGCUUUGCUUUGAUUGCUGGGACCAACGGCAGCUUGCUCAGAGUGAAGGAGAUCUGCUGUGGCGGAGCAGCCGAGCAGGACGGUCGUUUACGAGUGGGAGACAUUCUGUUAGAGGUGAACGGUGUGAUAGUCUCCGGUCUGAGCCACAGUAAAGUGGUGGACAUCCUGCGUAAAGCUGAGGGCACCGUUCAGCUCACCAUCUGCAGAGACAUCAUGCCUCUGACUUACUCUGAGUUACCGUCACAACCCAACAUGUCUGCGCCGACUGAACCUGUCUUAGCUGCUCAGCCGUCCCCAGACCCCUGCCCCUCACCUGAGGUCAUCCUGGAUAAUCCACCUGAGCGUCAUCCAGAGACGACUGGAGACUAUGCAGUCACCGAGCCGGUCGUGGUCCUGACCACACCACCACCGCCUCCACGACGUCUGACUGUUGUCACAGACCAGAGUGAAGUAUUUCAGGAGAGCUGUAACAGUACGCCUUCUCAUCAAGCUUGCUGCCCAUCUCUCAGUGUCACUGACAUGUUGCAUGGAGCUUCUGACAGGAAACACAUUGUGACCAAACUUUUGGACCAGUCCUGUAAAGACAUUCGUAAGACCCAAUCAGACGGCUGGAGCAGCGAAGAUGAAGAUGAUGAUGUGUUUGACACCAGCCAACAGGAAAUGACCUCACCACAUACAGGCCCACCUAUCGUAUCAGAGGAGGAACUGGCCAGUUUGGCUCUCAUCAGUCCAGACAGGACCAGCCAGUAUUCAGGCUCCAGGGUCAAAGCUCUCAUCCAGAUUCUGCAGCAUCAGCUGGGCCAGCAGGAACUGGUCAAAGAGUUCAUGGCUCUGGAGCAUCUGAAACCCUCUGAUAACUGUCUGGUGGGAAAAGCUCAUGAGAACCGAGAUAAGAACCGUUACAGAGAUAUUCUACCCUAUGACAAAACCCGUGUUGCCCUUGGAGAAAACCAGGACUACAUCAACGCCAGCUACAUCCGCAUGCAAGUGGGCGACACAGAGUUCUCCUACAUCUCCUGCCAGGGCCCGCUGCCCUCCACUGUGUCAGCUUUUUGGCAGAUGGUGUGGGAGAACAAAUCUGAUGUCAUCGCCAUGAUGACCCAGGAAGUGGAACGAGGCAGGGUCAAGUGUCAUAAGUACUGGCCAGAAAAGCUGGGCUUGCCUGUGGACACUGGCAGGUACCAGAUUCACCUGGAGAACCAACAGUUCCUGGAGUGCUUCCAGAUUAAAGUCAUCCGCAUGGUGGAGAGUGGAACCAGUGAGACACAUUUCGUCCGUCACCUGAAGUUCACGCACUGGCCUGACCACGGCGUGCCGCACUCUUCUGAACAGCUGGUGCGAUUUAUUCGUUACCUGAGAGCGGUGCACCACAAGGGGCCGGUGACCGUUCACUGCAGCGCUGGCAUCGGACGCGCAGGAGUUCUGAUUUGCACCGAUGUCAUACUGAGUCUCAUCGAAAACGAUUUACCUAUUAAUGUUAGUGACAUUGUGAAGGAAAUGAGACUUCAGCGCCACGGAAUGAUUCAGACCAAGGAACAAUACCUCUUCUGCUACAAGGUCUGGUUGGAGGUUUUACAGGGCAUUUUACAGCUUCACGGCAGCCAAUGGCAACCGGAAAGUCCCCCAGACCACAGAGUAGUCUGAAUGUUUCCACUUUCACUUCACCUGCGGUUAAA